UAAAAGUAACCUCUUUCACAAACAAGAGAGGAUCAAUCAAGCAAGCAAUAAUGGAUAAAGAAAAUGUUUAUGAAGGCACAGAGCUACAACAAUAUGAUGUCAAUACUGGUUACGAAUACAACGAAUUAGAUAGAAAGUCGAAGGAACAGUUUUUUGUAGUCAAAGAAAAGGUCUGCUGUGCUCUGAUAGUCGUAGCUGUUGUAACCCUGAUGACCUUAUUUCUCAUUCUUGCUCUUCUGCUUGCUGUAUUUGUUACAGUAGAGGAAGGAUAUGGAAAAACCAGCUCUUCUACAGGGCAAUCAGUUGAAGGAACAAAUUGUCCCAGUACUACUGAUGUCCCAUCAACUGCUACUAGCCUUCCCAACUGCAGUAUAGUAUAUAAUGAAUGGACUAAUAGGAUGCAGCAAGAAAUGAAUGAGUUGAAGGCUCGGGUUAACACGCUAGUAAAUGCAUCAGUGGAUACUGCAUGGAAGAUUGACGAUAUUCAUAAUUUUGCUGACAUGCAAACGGAAAAGGGUAUUAACAAUAGCAUCAAUAUAAACAAGAUAUUGGAGACAACUGGGAACUCUGCUUCAAAACUCAUUAACAUUGUUAAUACUCUCUCUAAUCUACAAGACACCUGUACUUCUACUGCAGCAGUGGCUGAUGAUAUACUACUAAUAGCACAAGAACUAUUAGUACUACACAAUGACUCAACUGCUUUACCUACCUCUUGUAAAGAGAUUAAGGAGAGACAACCACUCAGUCCUUCAGGUGUGUAUCUACUAGCACCUACUACUGGAGGAUCUACUUAUACUGCUUACUGUAAUAUGGGAACAUUGUGUGGUUCAGGAGGAGGAUGGACAAGACUAGCAUAUCUGGAUAUGUCUGAUGCUACACAGAACUGUCCUUCUGGGUUUGGACUGUACCAGUCAGGAGGAGUUAGAGCUUGCUCAAGGCCAAGUGGUGGUGGUAACUGUGCAUCAGUUCAGUUCCCAUCUAAUGGCAUCAGUUAUUCUCAGAUAUGUGGUAGAGUAACAGCAUAUCAAUAUGGAACACCAGAUGCUGUUAACCCAAUCAACAACAUAAACUCGUAUUACAUUGACGGUGUUAGUAUCACUCGUGGAUCACCUCGUCAGCAUGUCUGGAGUCUAAUAUGUGGCGUAGAUUCGCAAAACAACCACUUUGAUAACUGUCCAUGUGCUGGAGGUACAGCUACCCAAUCAUUCAUUGGAAAUGACUACUUUUGUGAGUCUGGUAAUCCCAAUACCAACGUACAGCUUAUACUGUACUCCAGUGAUCCAGUAUGGGAUGGUGAAGGUUGUGGUCCUAAUGAAGUUAGCUGUUGUUCAGUUCCAGGUAUACCAUGGUUCAACAGGACACUUGCUGCUCCCAGUAGUGACUACGUUGAGUUGAGACAGUGCUGUGAUCAGGACAUUAGUAAUGAAGAUGUAAAAGUGAACUAUUAUGAGAUUUAUGUGCAAUGAGACACUGUAGAGGAUAUCAUAUGCAUGCAGAUUUUAGUAGACUUUUUAUAUUGUAAUUAUCACUGUCCAACUUCUUAUUUAUAACAAUUUUAGUGAACACCA
Messenger RNA from Amphimedon queenslandica, 1568 nucleotides. RefSeq lists its product as uncharacterized. The transcript has 2 exons. The record is from RefSeq and is a predicted model, not a curated record. NCBI's taxonomy places the organism in Eukaryota, Metazoa, Porifera, Demospongiae, Haplosclerida, Niphatidae. The coding region runs from base 51 to 1466 and encodes 471 amino acids.